This is a messenger RNA of Thyridium curvatum, 606 nucleotides long. RefSeq lists its product as uncharacterized. The transcript has a single exon. NCBI's taxonomy places the organism in Eukaryota, Fungi, Ascomycota, Sordariomycetes, Thyridiales, Thyridiaceae. The coding region runs from base 1 to 606 and encodes 201 amino acids. The record is from RefSeq and is a predicted model, not a curated record.
AUGGCAGCGACCGACGAGCAUGCGUAUAUCCAACCUCUUACAGAUAUCUUCAAGGCAAUAUCAGAGCAAGCAAGCAAAAGGAUGGGGGGCAUUCAAUCAUCCAUACCCGUUGAGGUGAAACUAGCGUCGCCGUUUGGCCAACUUGCUGAGCUCGCCAGGGCUUACUACCCAGGAGUUCUGGAGCUGGCCGUUGAGUGCGCGAGACAAGCCCUUCAACCGGAAGUUCUGUCGCGGUCUUCAGAGACUUCUGGCAUCUCUACAAUUCUGGAAUAUAUCCAGAAGGACCAUAUGCUCGACCUUGAUAUAAUUGUUCAACUUCUGAUCAGGACCGGGCGGCAAUUGGAUAUAGGGGUUUCGCGACUCUGGAACGAGGCUCGGGAGGGGCAAUUGGGAGAUCCUCAAAGGGCUCUGGCACUUCUUUGUAAUAUUAGUGAGGUCGCCGGUAUCGCCGUACCAGAUCGAUUUGUCAAGGGUAAGCAAAAACUUGCACCUGACAACGCCGAGCAGGAGAAGCCGCAAUACGAUAAAGAAGAGAGGUUAAGCAGGGAGCCUAUGAUGACCCCUGCAGGGGCUGCCUUGUUAUCGGAAAGGAAAAUAAGGCACUAG